UAUCAUCUUCGAGAAACUCCACCACGUGGAAUAACCAAACCUUUUUUUUUUUCCCCAAGCGAGUAUCGAAAAUGCCUUCUGCACGCCCCGAAGCUCCUCCUCGCCGCCAGAAUCAACUCGUCGAUUGGAGGUGGGUGGUAGUCAUCCUACUCAGCCUGGCCUAUGAGAUCAUGGACAGCUUCAUGCUCCACCGAGAGCGAAUGGCGACCAUCGCCGUCACCACCAUUACCAUCACCACCGUCGGUCCCACGACGCCCUGCGUCUGCCCUGCUCCCACUGCUGCCGCCAUCGAUGCUAUCGCUGGUGCCAUCUAUCCAUCCUGUUGUGGCCUGGGACCUUUUUCACCUUCCUCUGGUGAUUGUGAUAAUUUGAGGCUAUAUAUAGAUAAGAAGAAAUAAAAUUCAGGAGUCUCACAGUGGUGGCUAGCAGAAUUGGCUUAUAUGGCCUUAAUUUCUUCUCUAAUCGACUAUCUCAGAAGUUUAUAUGAGGCUACAUAACGCGUUGACCUUAGAAUAGCUCAGGUCAGCGUU
Molecule: messenger RNA, 530 nt
Organism: Trichoderma harzianum CBS 226.95
Lineage: Eukaryota; Fungi; Ascomycota; Sordariomycetes; Hypocreales; Hypocreaceae
Exons: 4
Coding region: 72-398 (108 amino acids)
Source: RefSeq, a predicted model, not a curated record